AUGGGUGUCGGACGACGCAUGAAGAAGCAGGGGCCUCCCCAACCCCUGUCAGAAGAGCACUUUGCCAAGCUCAAGCGCAAGGCCGGUCUGCCUGCCGAUCCUGUUGUCGCAGCACCCGAGAGGAAGAAGCGGAAAACCAACAAGUCCCAGGAGGCCAAGAGCAAUGGCGCCGCUACGAAGAAGUCUGCGACCAAGAAGACGAACGGCGCAAAGCCCGUAAAGGACGAGAAGGCGACGACCGCGCCCAAGGCGAAUGGCAGGUCGAAGAAGGCCAAGGCCCCGGUUGUCCUGGAGGAUGUCUCCGACGAAGAGAUGGACGAUGAGUUUGACAUUGAGGAUCUGGAGGACGCCGAUCUGUCCGACGGUGGUGCGGGCCUAAAGGACGAUUUCCUCGAGUCUGAUAACGAGGACUCAGUGUUCGAUUCGGACGAGGAGGGCGGCAAGGGAAGGGCCAUGUUCUCUGAGGACGAGGACGAGUCGGACGCCGAGGAGAAGCUCACAGCCGCCAACAUCGCCGGUCUCACAAGAAAACUAGAUGCCCAAUUGGCAGAGGAGGCCGCUGAAGCUGAGGCUGAGUUGGCCGAGGCCGCGCUGCAGACCAACAUCGACGGCGACAAGCCCCAUAUUCUACAAGACGACGAUGAGGACGACGAGCUCAACGCCACAGCCAGCGCCCUCCUCGCCCCCGACCUACAACUCCUCCGAACUCGAAUCACCGAAAACAUCCGCGUGCUCGACGACUUCGCUAAGCUCUCCGAGGACGGCCGCUCCAGGGCCGAGUACACAGCGCAGCUAAUCAAGGACAUCUGCGCCUACUACGGCUACUCCGAGUACCUGGCCGAGAAGCUCUUCAACCUCUUCACGCCCCGCGAGGCGUUUGCCUUCUUCGAGGCCAACGAGUCGGCCCGCCCCGUCGUCAUCCGAACCAACACGCUGCGCACCCAUCGCCGCGAUCUCGCCCAGGCCCUCAUCAACCGCGGUGUCACCCUCGAGCCCGUCGGCAAGUGGUCCAAGGUCGGUCUCCAGGUCUUCGAGAGCAACGUGCCUCUCGGUGCCACGCCCGAGUACCUCGCCGGCCACUACAUCCUCCAGGCCGCCUCCUCCUUCCUGCCUUGCAUGGCCCUCGACCCCCAGGAGAACGAGCGCGUGCUAGAUAUGGCCGCCGCCCCUGGCGGUAAGACAACUUACAUGGCCGCCAUGAUGAAGAACACUGGCUUCAUCAUGGCCAACGAUCCCAACAAGGCCCGAGCCAAGGGUCUGAUCGGUAACAUCCACCGCCUCGGCGCCCGCAACGUCAUCGUCUCCAACUACGACGCCCGAGAGUUUCCCAAGCCCAUGGGCGGCUUCGAUCGCGUCCUGCUCGAUGCCCCUUGCUCAGGAACCGGCGUCAUCGCCAAGGAUCCCAGCGUCAAGACCAACAAGACCGAGCGUGACUUCAUGCAACUCCCCCACAUCCAGAAGCAGCUUCUCCUCGCCGCCAUCGACUCCGUCAACCACGCCUCCAAGACCGGAGGCUACAUCGUCUACUCGACCUGUUCCGUCACCAUCGAGGAGAACGAGUCCGUCGUCCAGUACGCCCUCAGCCGCCGCCCCAACGUCCGCCUCGUCGACUCCGGCCUCGCCUUCGGCAAGGAGGGCUUCACCAGCUUCAUGGGCAAGAACUUCGACCCUUCCGUCCGCCACACCCGCCGCUACUACCCGCACACCUACAACGUCGACGGCUUCUUCGUCGCAAAGUUCCAGAAGUUCGCCGCCACCAGCGCAAAGGCUGCUGCCGCCCGCGACAGCUCCGGCUCUUAUGUCAACAACAACGCCGCCGAGGUCGUCGACCGCACCCCCAUCACCGACGACGAGGAUGGUGCGACCGGCGAUGACUUUGGUGGCUGGGACGAUGAUGAGGACAAGGAGUACAUGGAGAAGGGACGACGAAACGCCAUGCGCCGGAGAGGUCUGGAUCCCAGGAGUAACGACAAGAAGGCCAAGGCCGCCAAGAGCAAGAAGCCGAGUAAAAAGUAG
Molecule: messenger RNA, 2016 nt
Organism: Ilyonectria robusta
Lineage: Eukaryota; Fungi; Ascomycota; Sordariomycetes; Hypocreales; Nectriaceae
Product: NOL1/NOP2/sun family-domain-containing protein
Exons: 1
Coding region: 1-2016 (671 amino acids)
Biological process (GO): maturation of LSU-rRNA; rRNA base methylation
Cellular component (GO): nucleolus
Molecular function (GO): RNA binding; rRNA (cytosine-C5-)-methyltransferase activity
Source: RefSeq, a predicted model, not a curated record